AUGAACCAAAAACAACAAAAAAACAGUAAAAUCGUCUGGGGAAUUAUUGGGGUGAUAAUAUUUUUAGCCAUUGGUGCUUUUAUCGUUUAUAAGAUGGUCCAAGCAAAUAAAGACAAAAAAAUUUCUUCUAAUCAGACAACAGAAAGUAAUGAUAAACCCAGCCACACAAGUCCUCCGCAGACAGAUUCGCCAACUCCUUCUCAGGAAGAGGAAUUAGAAAAAUACUUGCUAGAAAAAAGAUUAGAUUUAAAGAAGUAUUUUGUUUUUAAUUUGGGCAAAGAAGUGAAAACUAGCCAGCAAGCAGAAACAAAAGGCGAAAAUGUUCGCUCAAUUUCAACAAGUUUAAGCAGUGACCUUACAAAACUAACUGCUUCUUACGAGAAAAAAGCCGAAGCAAAAGGAUACGGAAUAAUAAUUGGAAAAAUUGAAGAAAUAGAUGAAAAAAUUAAAAAUGGACAAAAUUGUUAUGUAGUGUUCGAAAAAGACGAUGAAUUUGAGGAUGUUUAUUUUGCAAGAGGUACAGUUGAUGAAAAAGCUCCUACUACUCACAUUUUCCAAACUAAAAAAGCAGCAAUUGAUUUUCUGAAAGAUAAUGACCCCGCUCUGAUCGGAAAAUUUGAAAAGCCAAAAAAUUAG
Messenger RNA from Entrophospora sp. SA101, 636 nucleotides. NCBI's taxonomy places the organism in Eukaryota, Fungi, Glomeromycota, Glomeromycetes, Entrophosporales, Entrophosporaceae. The record is from the annotation of a GenBank genome assembly.